This is a messenger RNA of Anopheles maculipalpis, 1521 nucleotides long. Its product is annotated as caspase-8. The record is from RefSeq and is a predicted model, not a curated record. Gene Ontology annotation, molecular function: cysteine-type endopeptidase activity. NCBI's taxonomy places the organism in Eukaryota, Metazoa, Arthropoda, Insecta, Diptera, Culicidae. Gene Ontology annotation, biological process: proteolysis. The transcript has 4 exons. Bases 16 to 1509 code for a protein of 497 amino acids.
CGUAAUUUUCUCGCGAUGCUUUCACAGGAAGACGUUAAUUUCAUUGAAAAUUCCCUUUCCUAUGAAGAUAAGGUAUCACUGAUAUUUCUUCUCUAUGGACACCGAAACCCUAAGUAUGCGCUGCAAAUCCUCGCCGUGGCUGAUCGUGCUCCAGCUUCUGAGGAAACAAGCUUCCUGGUAGACUGGAUGAAUUAUGUACAGCAGUCAAGUGAUUGGGAGAACGAACUACUGGAAGUGUUGAUCUUAAUGGAACAGAACCUGCUACUACUGCGUGCCGGUUACGAUGACGAGGAGCUGCGGUUAAAAUACUUCCCGCGCACAUCGGAAAUCGCUUUCCUAGUGCAUCCGAUGCUGAAAGGAUUGUAUCAUCUUUGUGAACGGUUAGAUGAUGCGAACGCGUCCAAACUCGUGAAUCAAUUGCAACAAUCGACGGGUAUUUCUUUACCACAGCAACGAUGCAUGGAAACGGUUCUGCUUCAUCUACUGUGCAACGAAAACAUUCAGCUAGGGUCGAAGCAUUCCGGACAAGAGUGUAAUCUUUUGAUGCUUACUGCUGCAUGUAAAGCGACCGAAUUAUACCAUGAGAGCGAUUUUCUCAAGAGUAUCGUUUCACACUUUAAUCAGCACAUUUCCAAGCGCGAUCAGGAACAAUCUGAUGCAACUGCAAAGUACAUUCCAAGUAAGAUCGAUGUGGUAAGCAAAAAUAAUCCAUCAGAUACUGUGGUAGCAGCAGCAGUCGAAUCAAAUCAUUCCCCACUAGAAUCGUACAAAUUCCAUCCCGAACGAGCCGGUAUCGUUUUGCUGAUAAAUCAAUUUUCCUUUUACCGUGAAACAAACCCCGAACUGAUUGGACUCGUGCCUGCCCGUCCGCUGAAGGAUCGCAAAGGCACUGAGGUGGACAAGAAUGCUUUGGAGCACUUGUUUACCGACUUUGGGUACGAUCUAAUAGUGGAGGAAAAUAUUACCCAUCACCAAAUACUGCAGGCAGUCCAGCACGCAGUUCAACGCAUGAAACCAAUACACUGUUCGCUGAUUGUGUGUCUACUUUCGCACGGCCAGGAAGGCAAAGUGUUCGGAUCAAACAGCAUUCCGGUGGAAGUGAAAGCGAUCCAACAAUUGAUGGCUAGCGAACGACUCACCGGGAAACCGAAGCUAUUGAUUGUGCAGGCCUGUCAGGGUGCGGAUUUACAAUCUGCUGUUCCAAUACAAAACCUCGAGCACGAUGGACUGGACGGGGGUGAGAGGACGGCAUCGGUGUUUAUGGAUUUUCUUGUCGCUUGGUCCACCGUGCCGGGAUUUGCAUCGAUACGCCACAUCGAAAAGGGUUCCUGGUUUAUACAGGAGCUGUGCACGAAAGUGCGUCAACUGUAUGGAAGUGAACAUAUUAUGGAUAUACUAACAGCUGUGAUAAACGAUGUAGCUAGCAAGCGAGGAUAUGGAAACGAAUGCAUGGUGCCAAUUAUACAGAGCACAUUGAGUAAAAAAUUUUACUUCUUGCGUCGAGCUUAACCUCAAGGAGCG